Messenger RNA from Daucus carota subsp. sativus, 1961 nucleotides. RefSeq names its product methylcrotonoyl-CoA carboxylase beta chain, mitochondrial. Bases 162 to 1856 code for a protein of 564 amino acids. The transcript has 10 exons. Lineage: Eukaryota; Viridiplantae; Streptophyta; Magnoliopsida; Apiales; Apiaceae. Gene Ontology annotation, molecular function: methylcrotonoyl-CoA carboxylase activity. Gene Ontology annotation, cellular component: methylcrotonoyl-CoA carboxylase complex; mitochondrion. The record is from RefSeq and is a predicted model, not a curated record. Gene Ontology annotation, biological process: L-leucine catabolic process.
AAUAUUAUUCACAAUUAUAUAAUACACCCACCCAUACCCAAACCAUAUGUAUAUAACCACGCCCAUCCUUACACAAAACACAUGUACAGAGUACAGUACUGGGUUUUAAGUUCGACUCAAACACAAGCAACACAUACAUACACACAUAGUAAUAACAUACAAUGUUGGGUUUGUUAGCAAGAAGAGGGGCAUCUUCUAGUUGUUUUUUUCGAAGAAAAAGUAGAUUUUUUUCUUCUGGGAUUCUUCCUGAUGGAGUUGAUCGAGCUUCUGAAGCUUUUUCUCGCAAUUCUGAGAUCAUGGCUGGCCUUCUUUCUCAACUUCAGUCUCGAAUCUCUAAUGUAAUGGAAGGAGGGGGAGCUGCAGCUGUGGAGAGAAACAAGAGCAGGAAUAAGCUUUUACCUAGAGAUAGAAUUAAUCACAUUCUUGAUCCUGGUUCUUCUUUUCUUGAGCUCUCUCAGCUUGCAGGAUAUGAACUCUAUAAAGAACCAUUACAAUCUGGAGGGGUUGUUACCGGAAUAGGAGCAGUUCAUGGGAAGCUUUGUAUGUUUGUUGCCAAUGACCCCACUGUGAAAGGAGGGACUUACUACCCUAUUACUGUAAAGAAACAUCUAAGGGCACAAGAAAUUGCAGCUCGGUGCAGAUUACCGUGUUUAUAUCUUGUGGAUAGUGGAGGUGCUUUCCUUCCGAUGCAGGCUGAAGUUUUUCCUGACAGGGAUAAUUUUGGAAGAAUAUUUUACAACCAAGCAAUAAUGUCUUCAGAAGGCAUUCCCCAAAUCGCCCUUGUUUUGGGCUCUUGCACGGCUGGUGGAGCUUACAUUCCCGCAAUGGCUGAUGAAAGUGUGAUGGUAAAGGGAAAUGGAACUAUCUUCCUUGCUGGACCUCCACUCGUGAAGGCUGCUACCGGAGAAGAAAUUUCUGCUGAAGAUUUAGGAGGUGCAGUCGUGCACUGCAAGACAUCUGGUGUUGCAGACUAUUUCGCCCAAGAUGAACUUCAUGCACUUAGCAUAGGUAGGAACAUCAUUAAAAACUUGCACAUGGCUGCAAAUCAUAGAAUGGAGAAUGGAAGACAUAAUGCUUCUGAUUACAAAGAGCCGUUGUAUGACAUAGAAGAGCUUCGGUCCAUUGCACCAACAGAUCUCAAACAGUCUUUUGACAUCCGAUCUAUUAUUGCUCGUACAGUUGAUGGAAGUGAAUUUGAUGAGUUCAAGAAACUGUAUGGCACUACGCUUGUCACUGGCUUUGCUAAAAUUCACGGAACCCCUGUAGGCAUUAUUGGAAACAAUGGAGUUUUAUUCAAUGAAUCUGCUCUGAAAGGAGCACAUUUUAUUGAAUUAUGUACUCAACGUAACAUUCCUUUGGUCUUUCUACAGAACAUUACAGGGUUUAUGGUUGGCUCAAAAUCAGAGGCAGGUGGUAUAGCUAAAGCUGGCGCAAAAAUGGUGAUGGCCGUCUCUUGUGCGAAGGUUCCUAAAAUUACAAUAAUUGUUGGUGGAAGCUUCGGUGCUGGGAACUAUGCAAUGUGUGGGCGUGCAUAUAGUCCCGACUUUAUGUUCUUUUGGCCAAAUGCCAGGAUAUCUGUGAUGGGUGGUGUUCAGGCUGCUGGUGUGUUGACACAAGUAGAAAGGAGCAACAAGAAGAAAAGGGGGAUUCAGUGGACAAAUGAAGAGGAGGAAAACUUUAAGGCCAAAGUUGUGGAGGCAUACGAAAAAGAGGGCAAUGCCUAUUACUCCACAGCAAGACUUUGGGAUGAUGGCAUCAUUGAUCCUGCAGAUACUCGGAGAAUCUUAGGACUCUGCCUGUCUGCUUGCAAUAACCGUGCCCCUGAGUGUACGAAAUUUGGGGUGUUCAGAAUGUAAUGUAGCUCUAUGUUUCAUAUUGGCUCACUUCAAUCUUCUGCCAGUUGACUAUGUAUUUGGACUCUUUUAUUAAAUACUAAAUGCUGCUGUUAUGAUGUUCAGAUA